GAGAGAGAGCGAGCAGGAGGUGUUGGGGGUGGGGACAUGGUGGAACGUAGGGUGCCGACUCAUCCGCUGUCCCUCAUCGCUCCAGUGCCACUACUGUCUCACUUUCUGAGACGCGCGCGGCUCGAAUGUGACACCCGGAUCAGCCGGCCCGCUCCCUCCCUCCCUCCCCCGUUCUCGGUUCUCCCUGGCCAGUCCUCCCCCGGCUCCAGGUGCAGAGCGCACGUCGGCCGAGUGAUGCGGACUCUCAUCCCCGGCGCAAAGACAGCGGAGCGCGGAGCUGCCGCCGCGAGUCACGCCGGCACUAGGUGAAGCCAGAGGACCCCCAUUGGUUUUUCUCUCGGAUACCACACGCGAGGAUAUACUUGCCCCCCACCCCACCCCCCGCUUCUUCUUUGGUUUGUUUUUUGAGGAGUCUGUUCAAUGCGCAACCAUGCUCAUCGUCUCGUCUCGCAGCGCGCUGCUGUCCGUCUACUACCCGCAGAUCUUCCUCAUCCUCACCAGCGGUAGCUACCUGGCACUGUCCUCCGUGGUCGCUCUGGGUGCCAACAUCAUCUGCAACAAGAUCCCCGGACUGGCCCCCCGUCAGAGAGCCCUCUGUCAGAGUCGCCCCGACGCCAUCAUCAUCAUCGGCGAAGGCGCCCAGCUGGGCAUCAACGAGUGCCAGUACCAGUUCCGCUACGGCCGGUGGAACUGCUCGGCGCUGGGGGAGAGGACCGUCUUCGGACAAGAGCUGAGAGUAGGCAGCAGGGAGGCCGCGUUCACGUACGCCAUCACCGCGGCCGGCGUCGCCCACGCUGUGACGUCGGCCUGCAGCCAGGGGAACCUGAGCCAGUGCGGCUGCGACCGCGACAAGCAGGGCUACCACGACCGGGAAGAGGGCUGGAAGUGGGGAGGCUGUUCGGCCGACGUCAAGUACGGCGUGGAGUUCUCGCGGCGCUUCGUGGACGCCCGUGAGAUCAAGAAGAACGCCCGGCGGCUGAUGAACCUGCACAACAAUGAGGCAGGAAGGAAGAUCCUAGAGGAGAGGAUGAAGCUGGAGUGCAAGUGUCACGGCGUGUCCGGCUCGUGCACCACCAAGACCUGCUGGAUCACCCUGCCCACGUUCAGGGAGAUCGGCCACCUGCUGAAGGAUCGCUACGGCAACGCGGUCCAAGUGGAGCCGGUGCGGGCCUCGCGGCUCCGCCAGCCGUCGUUCCUGCGCGUCAAGGAGGCCCGCGGGUACCAGAAGCCCGCGGACACGGAGCUGGUCUACCUGGAGCGCUCGCCCAACUACUGCGAGGAGGACACGGCCACGGGCAGCACGGGGACGCGGGGCAGGGCGUGCAACGGCACCUCGGCGCACGCCGGCGGCUGCGGCGCCAUGUGCUGCGGCCGGGGCUUCGACACGCGCCACUACACGCGCGUCCGCCAGUGCAACUGCAAGUUCCACUGGUGCUGCUUCGUCAAGUGCAACACCUGCAGCGAGAGGUCAGAGGUGUUCACCUGCAAGUAGGGACGGACAGGGUGGAAGGUACGAGAGGCCAAGUUUGAAAGACUUGGAGGUAUUUAUUCAACAUUUUGCACAGUUUGACAUGAACUAUUUGGAAUCCUUAAAUAUACAGACCUUAAAAGCAACAGGGGCCGUUGCUGGACCUUUUUAUAUAAGAAGGAAACGGAAGAGCACGGUGACUAACCUGGACUGAAAUAAAAAGACGACUGGAAGAGUGAACAAUGUCAGUGUAAUCCGUUUAACUGUAUGCUCACACUGUAUCCUGUUUGAACACUGAAAAUAAAACCAAACUAUUUAUCUAAAAA
This is a messenger RNA of Betta splendens (Siamese fighting fish), 1794 nucleotides long. It is a transcript of the gene wnt7ba, whose product is annotated as wingless-type MMTV integration site family, member 7Ba. The coding region runs from base 431 to 1492 and encodes 353 amino acids. Gene Ontology annotation, molecular function: frizzled binding; cytokine activity. NCBI's taxonomy places the organism in Eukaryota, Metazoa, Chordata, Actinopteri, Anabantiformes, Osphronemidae. Gene Ontology annotation, biological process: cell fate commitment; canonical Wnt signaling pathway; positive regulation of JNK cascade. The record is from RefSeq and is a predicted model, not a curated record. The transcript is spliced from 4 exons. Gene Ontology annotation, cellular component: extracellular region.